Drosophila kikkawai is the source of this 2453-nucleotide messenger RNA. RefSeq names its product lethal (3) neo38 (gene l(3)neo38). Gene Ontology annotation, biological process: regulation of DNA-templated transcription. The record is from RefSeq and is a predicted model, not a curated record. Gene Ontology annotation, molecular function: DNA-binding transcription factor activity, RNA polymerase II-specific; RNA polymerase II cis-regulatory region sequence-specific DNA binding. Lineage: Eukaryota; Metazoa; Arthropoda; Insecta; Diptera; Drosophilidae.
CCUGGAUAAGCUUGCACGAGGAAACGAUAGGACAGGCGAGCCGCUGUGCCGGUUACAUCCAACCAAACCUCCGUUCGAACUAAUAUACCCGCCGUGCCCCUAGGCACACUGUCACUGUCAUUUGCGUCGCAGCGCUGCCGUCGUCCGCGUCCGCGUCGCUCUGCCUCUGCCUCUGCCUGGCCCAGUGUUUCCGCUUUCUUUCGCCUCGUUGUAAUGUUACUUUUAGUUUGAUGUUGGAGCCUCGACGAGCCGGUCGUAAGCGUAAUCGUAAGCGAGACUUUAGUGCGAUUCCGCUCCGUUCCGCCGGGGUGUGUGUCUAUGUGCGUGUUUGUGUUUAGUUCGAGCAGAGCCAGAGCAGAGCACCAAGCCAGAGUCGCAGUCGAGAAUCGAAACCGAAAGUGGUUCUCCGCGUGUGUGCGUGUGCGAGUGUGAGUGAGUGCUUGUUGUUGUUCUUGUUGUGUGGUGCCUGCUUUUCUACCCCCGAAAAAGCAAAGCACAGCAUAAAACUGUGCGCUCGUACGCGCGCCAGUGUGUGAGUGUGUGAGGAAAGAGGAAAGGAGGAGAGAAUAAGUAGAAGGAGAAGGAGAAAUAAAAGAAAACCAACCCCCACCAGCGGCGGCGGAAAAGAGGAAGAAAACAACAACAGAAGGCACACUACCACCACCAUUACCACUUUCCACCACCCACUCUUCGUCAUCGCGAAAAACGGGACUCGUGUAGAAACCGAUCGAGAGAGCGAAGAGAGUGCGACCAAACCACUUUAAAGGAUUAUUACAAUUCCGAAGAGGGCCCCGCGUGGCCGAGUCGACAUCCGCAUUGCUUCAUCCGCCCCGCCGAUCCUGACAUGAUGAACUUCUCCGCGUUCGGCGGCCCCUUCUCCGGCAUCCAUCAGUUUGCCGCUAAAUUUGAUGCUCAGACGCCCGGCGCCUUCGGUACGCCCCCCGCCGCCGCUGUGAAUGCAGCAGCCGCUGCGGCGGCCGCCGGCACCGAUAACCAUGUGCAGCGCUAUCAGACCAAUGGCAAUCACUUUAAUCAGAAUGUGCCCAACGUUUCGGCUGCCAACAACAUGCAAUAUGGCCAGAAUAUAUCCAUACCGUACUCACAGCCGCAGGGCGAUCUGAACUUUCUCAAUGCAGCCGCAGCGGCCGAUCAUAAGGGUAAAAUCCAUCCAAAAAUCGAACGUGACCGGGAAGAAGUCCUCAAUCAGCAGAUCCUGCAGAAUGUGAACCAAUCCUGGCAAACGCUGGCCAACACGGCCAACACGGUGGACUACUCGUCACACCUGCUCUCCGCCACACUGCCCAUCUCCAUUCAGCACUUCCUCAAGUACUCGGAGACCAUCAAGAAGGAGUCCACCGGGGAUGUCCUCAAGAACGGCACCAAUCUGGCCAGCCUGGCGCUGGGUGGCGUUGCCCUGACGCCCAGUAAUAAUGGGGCUAAUGGGGGCCACCACAACGGACUGGUGGGCAUGGAGCACGGCGGUCAUAUGACUAACAUGACGGACGCCAACGGUGCGACGCUGACGAAUGGAGGAGCCAGCAACGGGGUGAACGGAAAUGCCAAUGGGACGGUGAGCAAUGGCGGCGCCGGGGCGGUAUCCAGUACCGGAUCCGUGGGCACCACGAAUGCCAGCGGCGCCACCGGCACAGCCACCGGCAAGAAGACCAAAAAGAAGAAACCACCAAAGGAGAAGAAGCCGCGCCCCAAGCCUGGCGAGAUCCGCGAGACGAAGGCGCUGGACGGCUCAACGCUAUACUGCUGCCCGGAGUGCCAGAUGGCCUAUCCGGACCGCAGCCUCAUCGAGCAGCACGUUAUCUCGCACGCCGUAGAGCGGCGCUUCGUCUGCGACAUCUGCAAUGCGGCGCUGAAGCGCAAGGACCACCUGACCAGGCACAAGCUCUCCCACAUACCGGACAGACCGCAUGUGUGCAAUAUCUGCAUGAAGUCCUUCAAGCGCAAGGAGCAGCUAACUCUGCACAUUGUCAUCCAUUCCGGCGAGAAGAAGCAUGUAUGCAUUGAGUGUGGAAAAGGUUUCUAUCGCAAGGACCACUUGCGCAAGCACACGCGGUCCCACAUCGCCCGACGCGUCAAGUCGGAGGUGUCGGCGCAGAACGUGAACGGAUCCGGCGGCGGAGGAGGCGGAGGCGGCGGCGGUGGUGGUGGCGGCAACAGUGCGCAGAACAACGCGCUGCACGGCUCCUGAGGAUCGUACAAGGACUUCUGGUAAACUCCCAGACGAAUUUCAAGCCAUAAGGGGCGGCCAGGCUGCUGGCGGCGGCGGGCAUAGAUAGAUCCACAUCCGAAUCGGAUCGGAUCGCAUUGCCUGUGGCCGGGAGCAGCCGAGCUGCCUUUGAAAUUCGUUGGGGGCUUACCGGGGGUCCUGCUGAGCGUCACCCAACUCCAAUACAAUAACCCUCAAAAUAAACACGAGUUAUACUUACUGGAUGCAAGUA